Messenger RNA from Porites lobata, 36134 nucleotides. The record is from the annotation of a GenBank genome assembly. Lineage: Eukaryota; Metazoa; Cnidaria; Anthozoa; Scleractinia; Poritidae.
CAAGGAGAAAACGAAAGAUACAGCGGACGAAACAAAUUUGCAGCUCGGAGUGGGAAAGUAUUGAGAAAGCGCUAGCGACCUGGUGAGACAUUUUUGAGGUUCGUACACUACCACACUAGCAAUCUUAGGUUUUUAUUCUUUCCGUUGCUACAAACGUACUGUUGCUGUUUUAAUUCCCGAUCGAGAAGAAUUAAGCUAGAGACUCGAGGUGGGUAUAGAACAUGCGCUGGGAUGUCGAAGCCGGAAGUAGUUUUUGCAAUUCCACUGUCAUUUUAAUUUCUUUCGGAUUGUUUCCGUUGCUGCAAAAUCCUCAUGCUUCUCGAGGUUCAUUUAUUGUCACACCUCAUGAGACCUGUUUUGGCAUGGUGGGAAAGUUGAAUUUUACGUAAUAUAUCAAACAUGACACGCAGUGUUUCAUCACCAGAUGAAACACCGAGAAGAGAGUUGAAAAUACGACGCGUAGCGGAGUAUUUUUGACGAACUUCGAGGUGUUUCAUCUGGUGAUGAAACACUGUGUCGAAUGUUUGAUAUUUCUUCUCAAACAAAAUCAUUUUUGAAGGAGAAAUUAAGGAUGCAAAAAUGAGCAGUUUUUCAUCCGAUAUCCAAACACUCAUUAAACAUUAAUUUCCUUUGAAUUUUCUUUAUGAAUUAUUAAUGAGUUUGAGAAAUACAGAUCAAAUCUCAAUGUUUCGAUUACAAAUAAUUUUUAACACUUUUUACUUUAAUUGUUACACUGCUGCAAAUGCCUCAAUAAGGAGUACAUUUUAAGAGAUUGCGAUGGCUAGGUAUUUAAGCAAAGACUGCGUAAUACUCUUCAUGGGAAAGGUCCUUAAACUGUUGAAUUGAACACAACUAAGAAAAAUGUUUUUUGCGUAUAAGGUAGAGUCAUUAACGAAGACCGGUGUCGGUUAUGGACUUUCUGUAGACAGUGAAGGUCAUCCAUGUUCCGUGAGGGAAAUUUGCCUGCUUUCAAUGAAUUAUACGUACAUAUACACAUUUGAAAGAGAUAUUAUGGUUCUCCAGUCGUUAUAAAAUCAUACCAGACGUACAAGCUUAUGCGGUCGGAUUGCUUUUUAACUCGUGGGCACGCGCGAGCGUAUCACGAGUUAUUGCAGGGACAGAGAUAUGCAAAUGAGUCACUCGCUCACUCGUAGUAGACGCACUUCGUAAUUAAUCGGGUCCGAACUCGAGAGCGCGAAGAUCUAUCGUUUCCAAAGAAGCACGCGCUCGCCGAAGUUCGGUAGCAUCAAAUUCCUCGCUGGGAGCGUGCAUCAUGCGCUACAGCACGGUUAGGAUAGAGGUCUUACCAAAUUUAAGACACGCAGGAAUCUUUCAAAUUAGUACGAUUCAAAAGCCUUUGACCCGUCCAGGCGUUAAACUUGACGAGAAGAUGAGCAUUUGCUCUUCGACUCCUUCAACUUCGACGCUGCCUUGAUCUGCUACCUUGUAGUAGUGUAGUAGGUUAUGUGUAAGAAUGAAUUUAUGGCGGUCAGUAUAAAACACGGACUACGGACUGCGGACUGGGUAUAAAAUACGGACUAUAAAAUACGAACUGGUGAAAUGUAAGGUAAAUAAAGGCACUUCUUCUUCUUCUUCUUCUUAAGGACUCCCCAAAAUCACGGGGGGAAAUGGAUGUGAGUUUGAGCAUUACCUUUAAAAUAACAGCGGAAAUCGAGAUAAGAAAACAUAAGCUAAUGUUUUGCGUCCUACUUCGCGGAGGAGUUGUGUCGGCUUUGUAUCGCAUAUAUUCUUUCAUUGCCAUGAAAUGCGUUUCCAUUGUUUUUUACUGUCAGUAGCCUGGUUUCAAUUAGCCUUAAUUUCAUCCGAUUGCUUCGAGUCGUUUUUUCAAUCGGUUAAAGGAACAGUAUCCCGUUACUGCGCAUGCACCAAACUUUGAUUUUUGGACAGGAUGUCGCGAAAUCAAAAGAUGCGAGGAGAGUAAGAGAAUCUUGAAAAAUCCGUUUGCAUCGCGCUUGGCCGGAUUCAAUACGACACUGAAACUUCUCAGGAUUAUAGAUCAAUGAUAUAUUGUUCCUGUGAAGUUUCGAUUUGGGCAAAAUCUGGAUUUUUUGGCGUUACUUUUAUUGCCGUUGGCCGGAGGACCAAAAGAUUGAAACCAUGUUGAUGCCGAUUGAAGGCUUAUUUCUUCUGCUAGCUUCCAUACAAGCUCAGAUAAUUGUGAAAGGAAUACGCAGAAAUGAAACAGCAACAAUAAAGACUGUAAGAAAGAAACCGUUGAGACAUUGAUGUGACUGAGGAGAUCUUGUGGAGGGGAGCUUCGUGAAGCAGAAUGUUUUGCAACAACGCGUUAGUAAACUUUUAAAUGAAUCUCCCUACGGCUGACAAAAUCGAACAAACAGGCGCUACAUGUUUUGAAAAACUAGUGACAUGAAAUCAUGAUAUCAUUUUUGACUAACCUUUGUGAUGAUUCAUAGCGUUGAGAUUGCAUUUUUAUUUAUGUCUUUCAAACGUUUGAGGCUAGAACGCGAGCAAAUCAGGCAGAUAUUACUGGACCUGGAGCUAUUGACCUCUGACACGAGUUUCAAAUUAGAAAAUAUGUUUUUAAAGCGAGCGGAACGAGAUUUUCGGGUCGCGAGGCGGCCCAGCUAGCGAUAAAAUCGCGAUGAGUCUUCGAACCGCGAGCCAAAUUUUUAUAUAAGACGAAAGACUUCUUCGAAAGUCCAAAAUAUUACUUGAGAAUAUAAACAACAAAUCUCUGUCGGCGGUGCGGUCCGGAAGGAAAUCUUGUCGAGUCAAUUUGACAGUUCUAUUGUCUUUUGAAGAAAAAACAGAUGACGCUCGCGCGUGCGCAUAAUCGGGACACUGUCCCUUUAAGUAUGGCUCGAUCGUUUGCCCCGGUCGUUUGCCGGCGGAAGUUCCAUGGAAAAGGAUUUAAACUUGAGACCUUUCACCGCAUCAUGCGACUAUCCUGCGUAGUGGCUAUGUGAGGUCGGGUCAACCCGAAGGUACCGGGUUCAAAUUCUGCCAAGGACCUUCUUUUUCCCUUCUUCCUCCUUUUUUUUUUUUUUGUUUUGUCUUGUUUGCUUAUUUGUUUUGCUGGAUUUUUUUUUUGUUUUUAAAUAUAUACUUAAAUAACUGUUACUAAAGUGCAAUAAACAGUAAGAAAAGUAUUGUGUUUCCAGAGCAACGAUAGUAUAUUUAUAAUCUGAAUUUCUAUCAUUUCCUAAAAUUCACUGUGAGAAAACCAGAGGUGAUAACUAAUUGAUUAUUUUCUAAACAACGUACCCACGAGUUGACGAUAGUCUUUCUUUGAUUGCAAAUUAUAUACCGUGACGUGUCCAAUUUACUAGAAGUAUUAGUUAGCUAGUUCAGUCUAAUAAAGCCCUUGCCACUGGCUACGCUUUUUGCCAUUUUAUCUAUUCUUCCUUCGGUCAUUCCUGAAUUAAUUUGUUUGUUUGCCUUUUUUUCUCAUGAUCUUGGCUUAAACAGUUGGCAGAAGUUGAUAUAGACCCUUGUCAAUAAUAAACUUUAAGAGCGUUCCUCAAGACUGAUUAUGCAAAUUUUGCGUUGCUAGUGAAUGGUCAGGUGUAAACUAAGGCAAACAACCAGAGCAACCCGUGAAAAUAAAAAAAAGGUGCAUAGAGUUAUCGCUUAGGAUCUACUUGCUGUACUGAACAGAAGUGUUACCAUGUUGUAUCAGUUUUGUAGAAGUCCUUAGGCUUCAUGUAUUUUAUAUUAUUAUACAUUGUGUUCAUUAUCUGUCUUCUCAUUGGCUAAGAGCCUACAGUUAAUUUUGGAAAGCAGCGCAACCCACAGAUUAGUUGGCAACAGGGCGUAAGGAGCUAGGGCGUUGAAAGGAGCGGGGUCGAGCGAUCUAGCUGUGAUGCAAGGGUCUGGGUACUACCAAAGAGACAAAACAAGAUGGCGGACAAUAUACUGGACCGUCAGAGAAGUAUCCAGCGAACGUUAGCCAUUAUCCUGCCGCAGUGGCAUUCGUUUGCUGCAAGCAAUAGCAAAGGAACAAAUUAUUUUUUCUCACGUUUGUUUUCUGCGUUGUUUAAUUUUCUUCCCCCGCGAACAAAUAUCUGUAUUGAAUAUAAUUUCCACUGCCGUGACCUGUAAACUUGACUUGCUAAUUAAAGAAAAUGGCAUUACAACCCAGAUGAUAGCACUGACAUCAUUUUUAUUUUAAUAUUAUCUGUUCCCCCCUGCAGUUUAAUAUCAAGUUGUGUAAUUCAUCAUCUGCUAUGCCAUUCAUUUUUUGUUGCCCAGUUUCAAGGCCAGAUGAUCUGUUUUCACUAUUAAAGUUUGGAUUUGUUGGUGUACAUUGGUAUUCUUGAAAUUCACUGCCCUUGGAAAACUAAACAAAGAGGUUGCAAGAACACAAAUACUUGAACUAGCUCAGCAAAUAUUUUUGUUUGACAAUAACAGUUUUUUGUAAUGAAAUGAUCACUGAAAACUACCCAUACAUCAUUUUACCGAAGGACAUUAGGAAACGGGACAACUAUUAUACUUUUAAGAAUCAGCUAAAGACUUAUUAUUUUAAACUUCCAUACAAUUUCUAAUUAAACAUAGGUGUAUAUUAAUUUUACUCUCUUUUUUAUCAAUUUUAAUAAAACAUAUAACAUUUCUUUUAGUUAUAAUUAUUGUAAGUAAUAGGCUAAGAACUAAAUAAUUAAGUUAGGGGUCAUUUACAGAUAUAUGUUUAAUUCGAUAAUUAAUUUUUUUUUUUGUUAGCUUUAAUAGUUUGUAAUGCGCAUUAGGUCAUUUGAUAUAUGUUAAUUUGCGCAAUACAUUUCCCUGACACAUGUACAACAUACAAAUUCCAAAGUAUAUCGCAAACAAGAAAUACAGAAUUAUGCACAAAUGAAAUGGAAAUGACCUGUAACAGCUAUUAAACCACUGAAAGACAAACUUGUCAGUGUGACCAGUAACUCUAGCACACUUGUAUAAUUCAUGUCCAGUAUGAUUCAAUUUUAUCCUUGGCUAAAUUUACUAACUGCAGCCAGGCUUAAUCAAACUUGAUUCAAAAAACACUUUCCUGUUUCCCUGUAACUACUUUAUAUGAUAUUAACAGAGAGGAAAUAUUGCUAGAAAUAUUGUAACCAUAAGUGAUAUAAAAAUGUAUACAGCAGUACAAUCAAAAGAUAAGGCACCUCUAGGAAAUCGAGUUGGUCCCUACUAUUCUUCAGUCCUUUUCUUUUACUCUCUAUAAGAGGUACACCUGUCCAUUAAUGCAGACAUUUUGUGCCAGUCCCAAUGGUGUCCAUCUGAGAGAAUUGACUGUAUAUAGUUUGUGCAACACCACGCGUAAGCCUCUGACGACAAAAAUAACAAAAAUACAAUGCUAUUCAGUCUUAAUUUAUUCUACUUGCAAUCAAACAAAGUGUUACGAUUUUUAGCAAAAUGGUCGCGUGACACAUCAUGUGACUGAUUAACACAGUAUUUACACUUUAAAAUGUUAACAAACGGGACGGUGAGUUCUUUCUUUAUGUGUGCCAAAUUCUGAUUCAGCACCAUCAUCUAUGCCGAAGUUAUAGCCAAUCAGUGAUUCAUUUUCCACAGGUAAACCCUUUAGUCCCGUCCCGGGCCUUAAACUACUUGAGCUAUUCUAAAUCAACAGGUGAAACAUGUAAACCUGUCACUUUCCAUGUAAGCUGAGCUGUUAUUUUUGCUGGCUCUUUUUCUCUCUUCAUUGUUCUUUUGUCACAUUUAGCUUUUUUAUAAGCCACUUCCGCAUUUCCCAUAAUGCACCUUAUUUGCCCUCCAAAAUUUUGCGUAAGCGUUGUUUUCAGUUUCUCUUGGCACGGCUGUAAUACCCAGGAGAAAUGAAAAACAAAGGUUAUGCAUGAUUUUGGGGAGCAAAUAAGAAACAUUAUGGGAAAUGUGGAAGUGGCGUAUUGAAAUAGUUGUAAUUAGCAUAUUCAAAUUGUAACUUCUUCUACAACUUAAGAUAUUCAAAUUGUGACGAGCUUCUACAACUGAAGAUGGCAUAAGUUUGCCGAAACAUGUCUUGUAAAUUGAAAACUGUUGUGUUAUUUGUUCAAAUCGUAACUUUGUAUUACUUUUUCUACUUCUUUAGCUUUUCCUUUUGUUCCUUUUGUUUUGCCUUGUGUUUUUGUAUUUCUACCAAACGUUCACUACGAGUGGUGAUUGGCAAUUUUAUCUUCAAAUAUAUUAUUAUAAGAUACUGAGUUCUUUAAGCAUAGCCAAAAAAUCGUUUUUCUGUUGACGGUUUCGAGGUGCUUCAUUCCCGGGCUUCCCUUCCCUGACACAGGUAAUUUUUGCGCGCCUAGUCAGAGUGUUGUUGGUACUAGUGUGUUUGUGUUUAAGGUAUUGUCCUUUGUUUGUGCGGCGUCUUCUCUGACAUCUAUCACCUCUUUACAUUGCUUCACAUAUAAAAUACAGUAAAAUUCCGAAAAUAAGCCCCUCCAUGUAUAAGCCCCUCCAAAUAUAAGCCCCCCAAAGCGGUAACGCAAAAAACCCUCCGUUAAAUCGCCCCUCCAAAUAUAAGCCCCCGGGGGCUUGUACUUGGAAAAUUGACCUCAAAUACAAAGUAAAACAAAGCAAAAACGGUAAAUUUACUUCCAACUGUAAGACUAGCCCAAUCGAUUUUGAAACGCAAAUUUCCCUCUGUAGAUAAGCCCCUCCGAAUAUAAGCCCCUCCAAAAAUAAGCCCCUCAAAAAGGGCCUUUGAAAAAUUAAGCCCCAGGGCUUAUUUUCGGAAUUUUACGGUACCAGGUGUUCGGUUGCAUCGAAGAACACUUUCGUUUCUAUCCAAUUUCCAGCUUCCGAAACUUCACAAUCACUGAUCUUCUUUUUUUUGUAAUCUUAAUAUUCUUUGUACCAUUCUCUUAUAAAUGUUCUGGUUCAACUUUAUCCUUGGUCAAAUUUCAUUUUAUUUUGUGUUUGGAUAUGUUAUAUAUGACAAAGGAAAAUAAAAUUUAAACCACAACAUUUACACGCUGUAUCAGCUGCUGUGUCCGCUUUAGCCCAAGACCAAGCUCUCGUGUUUACGGUUUCGCGCCAGUUUCAUGUGGGCAUUUGCGCAAGGAUUUAUACCGGCUUAACAAGAGCUAGAGCCUAUUAGCAGGCUACUUUCCCUGUCUCAAAAUUCUAGAUGCUUUUGAUAACAGACCUGUUUCUUUCUUAUUUAAUUUGGUUUUAUUUUGCCUUCAUAAUUUACCGAAAGAUCAGAUUUCAACCCCAACUAUGUCAUCUAAAGUGGCUCUAAGGGUUUCUUAUGAAGAUGAUGAAAAUCAAGAGACCUUCAUCUACUCAGGACAAACAGUUGUGACUCCUUGUAAAGGUAAACUCUGAAAUUGAUAUUCAAGAGGAGAAUAUUUAAUUUGCUAGUUAAAAUUUAUCGACUAUCAAAGGAUGUGUUUAUUGACCCCUGACAGAAUAAAUAAGAUAAAUAACGUGGAAAAUACAGGAAUGAGUAUGAGUUUGGAAAUACUCAUAAUUUAGUACGUAUAGUUUAAAACGUCUAUUCCAUCUUGAAAAUUUGAGUAAUAGCAAGAGAUAGGUAUUAGUCAUUUUAGCCUGCGAACCGGCUCCAAAGUGGAGACGGGCGCGGCGAAAAAGAAAAUCGGCGAGCGAAGCGAGACGAGCAUGGCCGGCGGCGGGGCGCAAAAAAAGGCGGGGAGCUUGUAGACUUUCUUUUGAUGACGCCCAUUCAUAAAAGCAGAUUCUGGCAUCAUGAUCUGAUUGGUCUGAUCGCUAACUGUUGACAAGUGGGCGAAGAAUAUUGGCACAUGUUACAAAUUUGCAUCCGCGCAUGUACGCACGAAGGUUAUUGAAGCCAAUACAUACAUCAUAAUUUGAUUAAUUGACAUGUUAUUGACAUAUAUGUAUGUAAUACAGGAAAAGAGCAAGUGGGCAGAUGGGAAUGGGCGGCAUCAAAACAAAGUCUACAGACUCCCUGAGCUUUUUUCUCCCACAGGCCACGCUCGUCUUGCUUCACUGGCGGAUUUCCUUUUUGUGCUCCGCUCCAAUUUGGAGCCUCUUCGCAGUGUUCGCAGGCUAUCGUUAAUCUUUACUUCUUAAGACUACUUUGGAUUUUGGAUUUUGCAGAUCAUCCGUCCACUGCAUGGACUCUUUCAGGAACACCCUUCCAAUUUACUGUGAGUAGCCUGUGUGCUAUUUUAAUCAUCACAAACCUUUAACACUUAAUCAAUCUGUUUCCGUAUGGUUCGCUUAUAGUAUCUGAAAAAAAACCUUUUCUUAAUUCAGGAUAACAACAACAAUGCAUUUAUUAACAGAACUUUAGGGUCGGUUAUUUAAACGAGGUCUACCUUAGACUGCGGUUUAGCAGGUUUAGCAAAUCUUUGGACCGUCCGAUCUCUUUCGUAGUGGGUUAUUUUAAGAAGAUAAAUGCUUUCCUAGUCUACGCUAAAGUAUAUGCUUUCAUGCAAGUGUUCACGAUAAGUGGUGUUUACAUAAAAGCGUUCGGCAACUGGAAAAUUACUUAGAACGUGGUUUUGUUAAACACUGGCUAAACUCCGUUUUUAAAUAACUUGCCCAGAAAGUUUACUUUACUUUAUGCCUCGCAAAUAGCUUUUACGCUAAUAUAGGCAGGACAAAACUUUAAAUAAAGGUGAUAUAAAAUUCCAUACAAUAACAUACAGAAGGAAACACCUUACUUGUGAAUUUAAAUUCCUCUCUGUCCCAUUAUGAUCUAUUGGGGAGCGAGAUGAGAUAAGUGGCUAAUAUAGUUCUACAUUUUGCAUUGGUCUAUUUGCUUGAGUUUCUCAAAACAACCUUCCGACAGCUAUUUUACAAUCAUCAUCACUUUUACUACACUCACAGCACAGGGGUGCUAUUUAAACAUGUCUUUAAAUGUGGUGAAUGCUUAGGGUUUGUACUUCUUGCAAUAAUAAAUUAUAGAACAUUGUCGAGAGUGCAAAAUAGGCAUAAAUUUGAGGUCUUCAUCAUUCUGACACGCUGACGUCCUUGCGUUUGCAAAGGAAGGUAAGCCGGCUUAGCUGGCGGUUUGUUUGGCGAGAGGUUCCCGGUUGUCUCAGCCCUAUUCUUCUCGAGGCUUCACGCGCUUUUUCGCAGCUUUUUUCCCCUUUCGCCAAACAAACCGCCAGCUGCGCAGCCUAGCAAAAGUUGUCGUGAGAACUUAACCCUUUGACGACUGCUUUGGUCGUUUGUGUUCAAUAUGGAACGGUGCAUAUUUUCCUUCCCUGACCAACAAGCUAUAAAGUUGGUAAACAGACUAAACAGAAAAUUCAUUUGAGGAUUUGAGAAUUAUUGAAAGUUCUAUCUAAACCUGUCAGUGUUACACCCAGAAAAUCAAAUAUUCUACUACCUGUUUCACAGGUCAAGUAAAAUCACUCUAAGAUUUACGACGAUAUUGUUACUACUGUUUGUAAGGCUUUUGACACCAUAACAAAAGGUACCUAUGACAGAAUCACCAAUGGGUUGAUAGCCACUUAAACAAUCUACUUUUUUAAAUUCCCUCUCCUAAUCGUUCUCCUCUUUUUUCGAUCUUUCUCGUUGUCUACAUCUCGAAUAUAUAUUAUAAUGUUGCUAUAAAUUUCUUUGGUUUUCAAUGUAUUAUUGCUGUUAAUCAGAUUAUCAUUGAAAAAACCCGUACAGUGGCAUGGUUAAAUGUCUAAAACGUUUGAAUGUUUUGAAUUUUGUUCCUUUGAAGGCCACAGAAAAGCCUCUGGAGAAUGAUCUGGGACGUAAAGAACGAUUUCAAACUAUAAGUGUUAUGAGUGUAUAUUCUGUCAAGAGCAUUGAGGUAAUUAUAUUUUUUAUUUAUUUACUUUACUAGUGACUUCUGUUUCUUGAUGGCCUUUCUCGUGGACGCAUUUAGGGUUUGAUUUCCUUUUAAACGCCACCAGCCCAUAACCCGGAGCCGGCGAACAACGCCCUUGUGCUCGUGCAACGGCGUUUUUCCCGCGAAUUUUGAAUAUCAAAUAAGCCUAACACAAAAUCCGCAAAAACCGGAGACUAGAAGAUAGUUUUUCUGAUGUUUUGCCUGCAUUUACUUUUUCUUUUUGUUAUUAUAGUACUAUUCUCUUGGGAAAAAGUACAAACUGCAAAAUUGCAGGAUACCUAUAUACCCAGCCAAGAGCCGAGUCAGGACUCGACAAAUUUUCGAAAUUCCCGCCAUAUUCACCUCCUGCAAGUCACAUGGCCAUUAGAGAAGGGCUUUCGUGGCAAUCAUGGGAGUAAAGCUCGCUGUUAAGGUUAGGGUUAGAGGUUAGGGGUAGGGUUGGGGUUAGGAGUCCUGGAUCGAAGUCCUAGCUUUGAUGUUAGUAUAUCUCGCAAAAUGAUGCUUAUAAAAGAUUAACUGAUCAGGUGGAAACGCCGUUGAAAAAGUACGCACAGGUUGCACGCUCCGGGUUAUGGACUGGCGCCACAAUAUUUAAACAAAUGAUUCAAUGACCAUUUUAUCCUGUCCUUCUCUUUUGUAGGAGUUGCGUUUUGAAGACCACAAGAAUGAAGAAGAUCGAGAGGGGACACAAUCUUCCACUCUCAAUCAGAGAGCAACGUCAUCUUCUUUUUCUCCUUCAUCAACGACUUAUAUGCCUACAAGCCCUACGUUUAAUCUCCGUCCUUCAUAUUCAAAUGGUAGGUAUAAGGUAACUGUUAAUUACUUUAAAAUAGAUCUUUUAUUUUUCUUGCUCACUAUAACAGUUUGACAUAUGGCUCCCUUUCAAGUUCCAUCCAAACUUUUCAGCAACUUUUUGUUUGAAAUUACAAGUAGCUUUAUUCAAAUUAACUUGAAAGCUUCGUAUUUGCUUUACCGAUUUCUUUUCUUUUAACUUUUCCUUUUUAUGUAGCUUUUACGUUCAAAAAGGCGCCGGACAAAUCUAAUCGCCAACAAAAGUCUUCAGGUUAGUUCUCUUCAAAGGCCACUAAGCUUGUUUAUGAAUAAUACUUGUACAUGCAAGUGCUUACAUAAAUAGAAAGCAAAACGUUGUUUGCUUGUUCAUUUCUUUGCAUCCCAGUCGUUUUUCUUCCUGUUUGUCUGACCAAACCAUUGAAUCAGGUUCAAGUAAGACGUUUGCAGAUCAGGUUUUCCAUUCUAAGAAUUAAUCCAAACAAGAGACAGAGGGUGUCGAUAAAACCGGGAACACGGAACACGCCGGAACAUCUCGAAACAUGAAAAAAAAAAUGGAUUAAAAUAAUUUUUUGUAAAAAUUAAUAAUAACAAAAUAACAUAAAAUAACGUGAAAACUAAAAAGAAAGAAAGAAAGAAAAAGAUACUGAUAUCAUCUCCGAGUAUGAGAAAUUGUCGCAGUUAAUUUGUUGGGCGAGUGAGGGCCCAAGCCUGAAUGACAGUAAUAAGUGAAGGCUCGCCUCGAAAUUCAAAAUUUAUUAAAAUUGGACUUGCGGAGGGGGUUUUAGUCAAGUUUCCUCACACAGCCACCUCUUGUAAUUGUUUCAGUGCCAUGCAGUUAAUCAUUUGACGCGUACAGUUAUCAUUUAGGGCUUUCCAACCCUAAGAACAGAUUAGGCCGGCUCUUGGCUUUGGGCUUUAAGUGGACAAGAUUCACAUUGGCAGUGAAUAGUUUCAGUGGUAGUGGUAGCGCAGUAGAAGAUCCUUACUGUUAUCAGUUAUUUGAAUUUCAGCCGUCUCCCGGAGUCGCAUAUGAAGUUUGCGACUCGAGGAGAUGGCUGAAAUUCAAGCUAGUUCACAAUCCCCUAUUUUCUUCCGCCUAGUUGAAGAUGGCGAUCGCCGCUGUGAAAGUGAUUUGGGCAUCCCCGUACCCAAAUCAUUAGUAAUAUGGGUAUCCCUACCGUUAGGGAUACCCAAAACAAUGAUCCUGCUUCUGUCGACAAAACUGGUGAGAACGAAGUUAUUUGAGAGAUAACAUUUGCAAUCUGUUUAAUCCGAAUGCUUUGCUAACGUGUUCGUUGCUUUGAAUUUUGUGAUGUUACUGGACUUUAGUGGACAAUAUUUCAUUUUGAAAACAGUAAUGCGUAGCUAUUCUCGGCGACUAAACUUUCUAGAAUUAAAUCCUUAUGUUGAUUUGCGUCAGAUAACAAAGUUGACUAUUCAUCCCACAUAAUUACAAAAAAAAAAACCUCGAGUUCCGCAAAAUAAGAUACCGUAAAAUUCCGAAAAUAAGCCCAGGGGCUUAUACUUUUCAAAGGCCCUUUCUGAGGGGCUUAUUUUUGGAGGGGCCUAUAUUCGGAGGGGCUUAUGUACGGAGGGAAAUUUGCGUUUCAAAAUCGAUUGGGCUAGCUUGUAGUGGAAAGGAAAUUUACCAUUUUUACUUUGUUUUACUUUGUAUUCAAGGGCAAAUUCCAAGUACAAGCCCUCCGGGGGGCUUAUAUUCGGAGGGGCGAUUUAACGGAGGGUUUUUUGCGUUACGAUUUUAGGGGGCUUAUAUUUGGAGGGGCUUAUACAUGGAGGGGCUUAUUUUCGGAAUUUUACGGUAGUGACCUAAUAAUGGAACUAGAACUUUUAUUGGGAGGGGCUGUUGUGAUUCCCGUGAUCAUGGAGAUCCAUAGAGACUUCUCGGCUUGUUUCAGUCACUGACACGACGGUGCAAAAUGGUGUUUACAAAAAUAACAAGUCUCAUAAGCAAACUUUCAAGUCAUGUGUCUUCGAUAAAUUUAUAGGCUUGGGCUCGAAAUAUAGUGUUGUGAAGUAUUUUGAAAGUUAUUUUAAAGACGGAUUUACCUUGUCUUUUAAGUUUAGUUUUUGUUUCAUUAAGUCUUGUUUUUGUCCACGUACUGUUUUCCUGUUUUGACCGUUUGUUUUUACUUGUAUUUGAAGUUAUGCUUAGCUCGCGAAUUUACUUAUUGCCAUAUUUUUUUAUAUUAGGAAUGUUACAGGUGGUCGUGUUUGUGGUAUUAGGGCUGACCUUCGUUAUUUGGUACUUAUCAGUUGCGACUGUGCGUAGGCUAGUCUAUUCCCUGACAAUAGCAAAACUGUUACAAUGUUAGCGAUAAGAUUAUACAAUGGAAAGUCCUCCGGUCAGCUAACCCAAACAUGUCCAGCUUUGGCUAUUAAAACCGCUACUAUACUUGAACUAGUUAAUAGAUGUAGGAGAAGUAGAGUAGAAGUAGAGUAAGUAGAAGUUGUAAGAAGAUUAAGAAGAAUAAAGGCCAAGAUGUAAAUCAGAUUCCUGGUACCUCGUCGUGUAGCGAGCGAGUUGCUCGAACACGCCCCCACAAUAGGGAGGGAACAGCGUUUCAGCACACAGAGUGAACAAUAUACCAGUUUCUUUUUCUUUCUUUCUUUCUCUCUCUCUCUCUUUUUUUUUUGUUUUUAUGUCAGAAUUUCUUACACAAAUUAUUUUAUUAUUAUUACUAUUUUAUUCAUAUAUUUAUUUUUUCAUUAAAAUUACUUUAAUUUUUUCAUGUUCCGGAAGGUUCCGUGUUCCGGGUUUUCUCGACGGCCAGAGACAGAUAACUUAUGUGAAAAUGUAAUUCAACUUUAACUUAACUUUUUUUAAAUCAAGAAGAUAACGGACGGUUCUUUUAUCCCUGACAGGUCAAAACAGUUCGUUUGAAUGUAACGACUGGGUAACAACUGGUAUUGAAGUGCAGGUCAAGGAUUCAAAGGUGAACUCUUACUAUACUGUUAAGGUGGUAUAUGGGACGGUAUACCAUAAUGUCUUAUGGUUUGAGAGUACAAAUGCGUGUUAGUGUUUUACUUAUUUCCUUAGGAUUGUAUAUUGUUGCUGAGAGAGCAGCGACAAGGCAACAUACCGGCCUUUUGGUUGCAUUUUCUCUCUUUUUAAAUUUUGUCAUUUCUCCUUUCCAUAUUUAUUUCAAUAUUUAGUAUUCGCGUCGAAGAAAAACUCUUUUAAAACAAUAAAGAUCAGUGUAGCAAGAAUAGAAUCUGUAAGGCACCUAUUUCAAAGCUGUGAACAUUGUCAAACCGUUCCAGCUAAACAAGCUCCAGAUCUUUCUUUUACUGAAUACAGUACUCAUAGACUUUACGAGUUAUAAGGUAUACUGGCCACCGCUGGGGGAGAUAGUAGAGAAGCUAAUAAACGUUUCAAGCGCUAACCCUUAGUCAAAGUGAAUGAGUUUGAAAUUAAAGAAGAAGUUGAUUAAAACAGCGUCAAUGUGCUUGGUAUUUAUUGAUUGAAUCCAUAUAUAUUUUUCUUUCAAAUUUAAAUCAAUCAUUUUUGCCACAACCUCAUCAGGCAAACAACUAUCACGCCAAUCGACGUAUUAAAAAUUGAUACUUGGCUUCGAGGCUCAGUUGGUGGGAAUAACACAAAAGAAAUGUAGUAGUAUUCAUUACUGAGCAGCAAGAUGAUUUCUUUUGGUUCCUUAUCUAGAACACACGUCACCUGAAAGGUAAAAAGGGUGCUGUCCAAUCAGUGUCUGGAAACAAGUGCAGCGUAUAUUUAUACGAUGCCAUGUAUGAAAUGAGCAUCUCUGUUACUAACCUGAAACCAGAAGAACCAAGAAAACAUGAUAAGGUGCAACAAACGUUAUUACUUAAUGUCUUAUGUUGUUUUAUUGUUCACUACAUAUAGCAUUAACAUGUCGUACAUGAUUUAACUCUCUUCUUCAACUGCACCAGUCUUCACAUGUUGCUUAACUUACUUCACUUUACGUUAUCUAACCACUUAUACCAUACCCUUCUGAUAAAUUAAUGAUUGAAUUGAAACUGCUUCUUCUAUGGAUAAAAAAGCUUUGGCAAGCAAAAGUCUGGAAAAAAAUGUACUGUUUUCCACAAUACAAAGAACAACCAACUACUUGACAGUGCGGGUAACUCCUGACAUUUUGUUCAGUUGUGUCAGAAUUCUAAAAGAAAGACUAGGAGAAAAACUUCGUAAUCGCAAGAUCACCGUGUGACACGAAAUUUCCAUUGCACGUACUCAAUAAAAACGAAAAUACUAUCAAUAAGUUGUCCGGGACUUCCUGAAAAAACGCAAAAAUUAAUUCCCAGCAAAAAAAAAAACCAAUCUGUCCUAAUCGCAAAAAUUAGUUUCCUCAAAUUACAAAAAAUCGCCAAUCCGCAAGAAUUAACUCCGGCAAAAAUUUCGUGCCACAUGGUAUAUAUACAGAAUCAAUUAUUCAAUAACCUGUUGGUAAGAGUUAUAGGAUUGAUUACCUCGUGGCCAGUGGGUCCGGGAGAGCGGGCGGAAAUCGAGCCUACAUGAGCCAAGGUAAGAGGUUGCUGUUGCGGGCUUCAAUAUUUCCAUAAAAAAUGAAAAAAAGAGAAACUCAGUUUCGGUGGAUUUAUUUGCAUCAUACACGUUUGUCGCAUUUUUAACGCAUACCCUGUUUUGUAUAAACGCAUUACUAACUCCCAAAAACUACCCGUACGACAUCAUCAUGGUGAGCGAAACAAGCAACAGUUAGAGGUCUUAGAGUUGUUUAUCCUCGUACUGUAGCGUGAUGUGGUUAUUAAACUAUAUUGGUAAAAAUAUCUACAUAAUGAAACGUACGUAGUGCAAGAACAUGUACUUAUUUGCGUUGCUGAUUUGGUUUGAUAAACUCGUAUAGCGUAAACGAGAAAUUAACGGUGCUUUGGUUGAUCGCAUUCGGUGACAAGAAAAUCAGUGACUCGCAGGAUGAGCAAUUGGCUGUAGACAACAGUCGGCCAUUUAUCAAAUACAAAUUUGAUAAAUUUUUGGUCAUCAAGGUCCUAAAAUAUACCAUAAGCAAACGUCGCCUUCAAAACCAAUUGUGUUCAAUACGUCAGUGAAUACGUUCACAGCAGUCUUUCGACAUUCCUCAUCAAAAAAGUGAGGCCUCCACAAGGCUUCAAUAUUGGACGACAGGGUUUUCUAAUCACGACAACAUCAAAAUAGUCUCCAUGACCCUGAAAUUACCGUUACAGUGCCAAUACCUGAUAUGUUCACACGACAAAAGGAAUCUGGUUCAGGCCUGAAUAAUUUCACUGAUUAAAAGCCAAUUUCCUAAUGAAGAAUGAUUCAGUUGAGUUUGUAUUUCGGAAGAAAAUUUGUUACUUUUCCAGUCAAUAUCUUCGUUAGUUAAUAUCAACGGAACGUUCAAUGAAGUGUUUUAUUUCAAUAGAUUGCUUUAGCUUUUAUGUUUUGUUUUGCCAAUGAAGGUCUUAGAAAAAUUUGCCCCUUUGUCUUCUCAUAAAUUAUGCUUACAUAUGCUCAUGAAGAAGACGAAAUUUAAAAGAAACAGUUCUCUAGUGUAUUGUCACUCGGCCUACGUUAGGAAAACAAAACAUACAAGCUAAUCUUUUCGUUAUGUACAUAUUAUAUCCACAUUAGUUAUCGUAUUGUUUCUUUCAGGUUAAGAUAAUCCGUGGUAUAAACCGCUUCUCAAUGACUGGAACUUUGAUAAAUGUCGAUGAUCCUGAUGGAAUUCUUAAGUUGGACAAUACUGGCGAAGUCGUGAUAGUGCCAGUGAAAAAUCUUGCGAAACUAGGUGACUACUCAUGUCUGUGAUUAACAUUUUUUUGAGGAAAGGGUUCUUUUUGCCAAACGGUCAUUUUGAACGAUAGUGUUUACGGGAAAAGGGGGUCAUAAAUUUCGGAUGGACGGGAGCGACAACCAGAAAUAUGACUGCGUCUUAGGCUACGGAGAGUAGGCAAGAGUAGAGAAUAAAUUUCAAUAUUUCAAAGUUGUGAACAUUGUCAAGCCGUUUCCAGCCUCUUAUUUUAAACAAGCUCCGGGCCUUUUUUUAAUACAGUACUCAUAGACUUGGCGGUACCGGAACCAUGCUCGGACGACCGGGCUUCCUUAAGCCGUCCCUUAAGAAAGGGCAAAAGAGUCAGACUUUUCAAGAUUAGUCAUUUCACACAAACUCGUAUCAUCAUUAAUAAGCUUUUUUUUGCUUUAAUUUCCAUGAACCAGGUCAGUAUACCAUCAAUAUUACAUAUAUGACAGUAGCGCUAGUAAAAAUCAAAGAUUUUGUUUUAUCAAGUGAGUUUAUAAGGUACAUUAGCCACCGUAGGGAGAUAGUAAAGAAGCCUGUUUAGUUGUUUAAACUCACUUAUGGUUAACUUUCGUGAUAAGUAGUGAACUGAUGAUCUCGUAAUCAGCAGUUAGCAUUUUACACUGUUUUAUCCAUAUAUGUAUUAAGUGUUUUCUUUUUUCGUUUUGUUAAUCCACUGUUGUUACUGUUUCUCUUUUAAGGCUUGAGUCCAGGUCGCCCUAGGCCGAUUAACGUCCCAGACAUUAAAAGGCCGAUUGACGUCCCAGGCCUUAAAGCAAGUACUUCUCAGGCAGAUUUUGCACAGCCGGGUUUGUCUAGAUUCACUUAUAAAGCCAAUUAACAAGUUUAUCCCAUGAUUAUGAAUUUCUUCAGCCAUAAGUAAAUGAACCAAUGCUCUGGAAAUAAGAAGUUAACAUUUCAUCUUGUUUUAUCUAUAUAUUAACUUUCCAUUUUGCGUUUUAUCGAUCCACCGUUGCUAUUGAUGUUUCUUUCAGGCAUUAAAGAAACAACUCAGGCAACAUUUGCACCUAAUUUUUCUCAAAUUACUCCUGAGCAAAGUAAGUUGGAUAUGUAAGAAAGAAAAGCCUGAAAGUUAGUGUCGUUGAAUAUUUAUCUAAGUUGGUCCUCCAACAACCAGCUUCGGACAGGCAUCUCUGUCAGGUCUUUGCUGUUUAUUUAAUCUCAGUACUUUUAAUGGUAGAGCUUCGUUAUCUUUUCUUUGCGAGACUUACUUUUGCAGUCAUUGGACGUAGAGUCUUGCCGCUUUUACAACCAAGUGUUUUCCUAGCUUGUUAUGUCAGUAAUGUAGGUGCAGGCGUGCAUGUUUUUCGUCUUUCUCGAGGUGGCAUGGAAUGAGAUAUUAUUAAGUGCUAUUUUUUAUGUUAUGUAAUUAACCAUCUUGGCAGGCUUUUCAGAGAUUGAUGGAGUCGUCGUGGUUAUUUUUUUAUUGCCUGACUGAAAAAGACGACGUAUUUGGAGAUAGCAAAGUUAUACUUGUGUCUGAAUGUAUUUUACCACAGUUUAUCAGAGGGUAUCAUCUGUUUUUGUUAUGGUUAGAAGGUAACAUACAUUAACUUUGUCUGCAUGGUUCUUUCUAUCAGUGUCUUUGGAUCUUUCUGAAAUGUCAGCUUCGGGGCCAUCAACUUGGAAACGCGAUUUCGCCUUCACACCAGUCAUCGAUUUUACUUCGGAGUCUGAUCCUAAUCUAGGUUUUACUUCACCGCAGCCACAAGGUGCCGACGAGAAGCCACUAUCAGAAAUGUCUGUUUCAGAAGCACAGGAACUUAAGGAUGCGCUUCUAGAGAGUAUUGCAAAGUGUAUGCAGAUUCAGAGCUCUCUCUACAGGCUUGUGUUAGUUAAGUUACGUGCUCGAGUUAAAGAUGCAGGUGAGAACGCUACUCUUCAUUUUGAAAGCAGAGAAUUACAGCUAAAUAAAGCAUCAAGUGUCAGCGUCACUGAAAUGAAUGUGAAAGAUUCUCCUGACCCUUCGAUCUUUAACAAUCCGGAUGUUGAAGAAGGCUUUGACGUGAGUCUGAAUGAUACUACAAAAACACCUAAAAUGAAGAGUCUGGACGAUAGUGAUAAAAGUGCCGGUAAGGAGGAGGUAGAGAUGACGACUAAGAUUCUCAGUAAGGGAAAUCUAGAGGACACUCCAGGAAGUUUGCCUGAGGCACCCAACUUAGGAAUUUUGGAGGAUAAUUAUCCUUCUUUAAACACAGGGCGAACAGAACAGCAUUCUAACACUGCUCCAGGUAGUUUCUCAAGUUUGGAUGACACAGGAGCGACUCUAAAUGAUACUCCCGAUGCUACUUUAGAGAACCAAAAAGGAAGUCAUAAGUAUGCAUUUGAAACUCUACUGAACGAGCUUACACAGCCCUUGCAGGCCUUGAAUCGCUGUACACUGAUUCAGAGAGAUCUUUUUCAGAAAUUGAUCAUGAUAGUGAACGCGUUUACCAGUAACGAUGGAGCUGCUUUAUCAGGUAUGCGUUAGCAUGAUCGACUGUAAAAUUAAAGAAGAUCGAUUUCUUUUACGCCGUAGAUUAUUUUAGCAAACAGUGGUGAAUUAUUGGCAAUUUAUUGGCAAUUUAAUCCGCUUUUUCUUUACAUCUUUCUAAAGAUUUGUAUACUGAGGGACAAGUUAACAUGGUCUCAGUUCAGUCCAAGCUUGAAUACAUUGCAUUUAAAAAGAAAAUGGAAUGCAGCUAUGCUCAAAAUCCCUAUACCAAUCACCAGCUACGACAGGCGACUAGCGAAGACGUUGUGAAACCAAAGAAUUCGGUCAACAUGGGUACAAAUGGUGAUGAUGCGGAUAAUGUACGUGAGCUCCCUCAUGGACGCGGAAAACUGAAAACUGUAAGGGGGGAGGUAGUGUACAAUGGAGAAUGGUGCAAAGGUAAAUAAAGUCUUUCGGCCCGAGUUUCAGGAAAUCAAGCAACACCUUUUCGCUUUCUUGAUAUUAAAAUGAAUGGUCCUUUAAGAAACUGAUGGUGUUUUUCCAAAGAAUUUCAGUGUUUCAUACGUUUCAUGUAAUAUUUAUUCAUCUGUAUUUCAAUGUUUUCUUUUCUGUCAAUUAAGGCAAGAGACAUGGAAAGGGUGAAUGCUUAAUUCUUAGCUUACCUGGAAUCAACAGCGAUGUUGUUGAGCAUGGAUUUUAUUCUGGUGGAUGGAAAAAUAACAUGAGGUAAUAGUAGGUUAUUUUCAAGAAAACGAACAACAGCUUUUCUGGCUUUUUUUGCUUUUUUGUGUUUUGUGUGCAUAGUUCAGAAAAGACAACCAGUUCAGUGAUAGCACAGCACGUACAGUUCAAUAACAACGACCACACAUCAGUUCAUUGAGCGUAGACUACAUGCAGCUGCGGGCAAAUAACUUCAUGUACGUGAGAUUUUUUAAUGUAAAUUUUUAGCAUUAAUAAAGUGGUAGGUUUCCGUAAAAUUCCGAAAAGAAGCCCCGGGGCUUAUAUUUUUCAAGGGCCCUUUUUGAGGGGCCUAUUUUUGAAGGGGCUUGUAUUCGGAGGGGCUUAUCUAUGGAGGGAAAUCAAUUGUGCUAGCCUUAGAGUUGGAAGGAAAUUUACUGUUUUUGCUUUGUUUUACUUUGUAUUUGGGGGAAUUUCCAAGUACAAGCUCCGGGUGGGGGGGGGGCUUAUAUUUGAAGGGGCGAUUUAACGGAGGGUUUUUUGCGUUACGAGUUUGGGGGGCUUCUACAUGGAGGGGCUUAUUUUCGGAAUUUUACUGUAGUUAAGGCUAGCGAGGACACACUGUUAUUAAGUUCUAGUGAGCUCACUAAUAUAAACAGGAACAUAGACUGACGGCAAUAUAAAAGUUAAAUAGUCUGCUCAGAAGGUCCGUCAUUCUCAUCAGGGAGCACAUUGAGCAGACCUGCAAAGAGAGUCAGCGCUGGAAGGGAAAGCUAACUCGGUCCGAAAGAAAACUACAUAUUACUAAAUAACUCGGCAUGCAAAGCGCGUGCGUGGUGAGAAUGCAGAAAAAUAAAACGGUAAACGGUGAAGGAAUCCUUGUUAAAUAUAAGAGAAUAUACCAGUGAAAGGUCAUAGAAUUUUUUUAGAGUUAUAAUUUUAUACCACAGUUUUAAAGCCGAUCAAUUUUUCUAUUUUCUGAAGAAAAGCACUUGCUGUCUAAAAUCCUCGCGGUUUGUGUUGUAAAAAAGCAACAACUCUAGAAGUACUACGUUACUGAACAAAGUAAUUUGAGGUUGUCGUUGUCGUCGUCGCCAUCAUCAUCAUCAUCAUCAUCAUCAUCAAAAAAUUAAAGAUUGUUUAUAUUUGGUAAAAACAUGGCUGUGAACCUGUUCAUUGCACUGGUAGCACUGGAUAGCUGAAUAUAGUUGUAUAAGUUGUGGAUUUAAUAAGCUUUUGUGUGUAAUAAAUAAACGCCGAUGACGUCAUGAAUAGGCAUCUACUUAAGAUCAUUAGACGUUCUAAGUCGUGGCUAGUAUUAACCGAUUGACAAGUCUUAAGUUCUUUUAAGGAGGAUUAUGUGGAUUACCAGUGCCAUGCUUUUUCUCUAGAAAAAGUGAGAAACCCUCACGGCAGUAAUUAUAUCACUAAGGCUAGUGGGGCAGAGCAAAUGCAUGAAACAUAUAAUGGAAAUCAAUAAACCUAGUUAAGAACCCCAACUGUAAGGAGGCAAGCCAGCUGGCUAUUUUACAAGUGUGGCCGAGGAUUUGAACUUGGGAGUGCCCUGAACAAAAUUACAGUGUUUGUGCGGGGUUAAGUUACGCUCCUAAAAUGUGUAGGAAAUACCAAAUAAAAGUUAAUGAAACGUAUUCUACCUAGUAAGUGUCAUUAACUUUUAUUUGGUACUGCAGAGUAAGUUCCAAUGAUAUUUAUCUGAUAUUUCCUAUAAAUUCUAGCAGCCUAACUAAACCCCAUACAUACACUGUAAUUUAAUAGGAUUCGUACUGUAAUGAUAAAGAAAUCAACUGCAAAAACCGUGGACGAAAAUCCUGCUGGUUGUCAACGUUGUAGAAAAGAGAUCUAAUCUGCUAAAAUAUUAAGAACCAAAAAACGAGAAGUCCAGAGACCACUGCAAAGCUGAUCCAAGAGAGAAUGAGCUACUCUCUAGGCUGAUCUCAACAACGUGUAUUGCUUUUUCAUAACAACAUUUCGGCUGGCCAUAUCAGCCUUCUUCAGGGAUACAGAUGUUACUGAAGAAGGCUGGUAUGGCCAGCCAAGAUAUUGCUAUAAUGAGAAAGCAAUACACGUUGCUAUGAUCAGCUUUGCAGUAGUCUUUGGACUUCUCGCUUUUUUGAUUCGUAUUGUACUACUAUUACUGAGCCUGGGUUACCUGUGGUGCAACAGAAAUCAAGUAGGCAAGGUUUCUUAAUGGCCAAUUUUUUCAACAGUUAAAAUGUUCUCCAACAGGGGAAGAGAAAGUAAGUUGUCCCAGAGCGGCUCUAGAUAUCUUAAUAUAAACCCUGCUUUUGGCUAGUUGGAUAAUUUGUUAGACAUGCCAUAUCACAAAGUUGAAACCAGAUAUACAAAUUAAGAAACGUAUAACUCUAAGUGAAAAUACGACUACACUAAAGGCAGUAGAUUCUUUUAGAAUUUUAGUCCAUAUUAUUACAAUUUUGGUUCUCAUCUUUUUAUUGUUUUUCCUCCCUGCCCCUAUCCUCCUUUUCUCAUAGUACUCCCCAUAAACAAAUCCUAUGUUCACCCCGAAAAAAAAAAGGAUUACAUACAGAUUGCCAAAAAAUGAUGUUCUUCUUAUUAGGCAUGGCAGUGGAAAAAUGAUGUUUUCCUCCGGUGCUGUUUAUGAAGGUCAGUGGCAGUUCGACAAAAUGACUGGAUAUGGAACCUUGAAGCUCCCGGAUGGAACAAUCCAGCGUGGUACUCGUAAAGAAGGAUCCUUACAGGGCUGCGCUGUUUUCAGAUGGCCAGAUGGUGUGACAGAGUACCGCGAAUUUGGUGGCAGUGGUAAAGGCAGGUUUAUCAUUAUUAUUUUUUAAAAAAACGAACUAUCCUCAAAUGCCUAAUGAAUCAGUUUUAUCGGCAGUAGUGGUGGAGGUAGUCUGAGCAGCAAAAAUCAUGCAGUUACAAAAAUGCUUAAGCCCAAGUAAUGUACAUUGUCUUAGGUAUUUUUGCUAAUGGUUCGCGCCAUGUAAUGGAAUUCGGAUUCUGGAAUCCAGGAAAUUUUUGCUUGUGGAAUCCGAAAUUCUAGGCUUUGGAAUCCCGAACACAACUCAAGGAAUCUGGAAUCACUUACAGUAACGAGUGGAAUCCAGAAUCCAAGUUCCGCUGACGACGACUAGAAUAUAGUACAGCGUACCUGGAAUCCGGAAUCCACUGCGUAGAAUCCAAAAUCCAGGACCGUCUUGUAUUCCCUUAAAUGGGGCGAAAAUAGUUGAAAGUAGUGACCAUUACUGAAUAAAAUGACUGGAAGAAAAAAACCCUGUUAAUAUAAAUAGAGAAAAAGAAGUACAGAAGGCAAUAAGGCAGAGCUGUAAGCAGCAGAUUUUUGACCCAGCUAGUUAUGUAAUAAACUGCUCAAUUUUAUAACCCAACUGAGAUUGUCUUUAUAAUAAUUAUAGCUCAAUUGUCCCGUCGCCCAAUUGAAAAAGACGUUGCUGAUGAUCUGUUAGAAAAGAGUAUCAGUCGCCAGCAGCUACUUGACUUGCGUGAAUGUUUAACUGAGUUAAAAGAUGAGAAUCUCCGUCUUACAGAGAAGCUUAACGCACAGAAAGUGAUAAACGACGAGUUGGUCAGCAAAGUUCACACCUCUUUCUUCGAGAUUCGUGAAAGCUUUAAGGAACAGCGAGAACUGGAUAAUCAGACACUUGUAAAAGAGCUGAACAAAGCUUCGGAUGAAGUCAUAGCCAUACAAAAGGAACUGGACGAAGCCAGGGGCGCGCUGCUAUGCCUGAUAUGUUUUGAGCGACGGCGAGACUGCAUUAUUUUGCCUUGUUCUCAUCUGCUAUACUGCAGGCAGUGUGUGUCUGAACAUAAAAAGAAGGGUGGUUCACGCGGCUGCCCCGCCUGCCGUGGGCCUAUUAACUGUGAGCUUCAGUGUAACAUCAAUCAUCCGUGGUAAUCUUGAGCUUGAACGUAAUGCGCAAGGAAUAAAAAAGGACAUAUGGUAGUGUAAUUCGAGGCCUGUAAAAUAGAGGUAGUACAGUUAGCAAAGAGUAACUUCUUAACAUAUUUGUUUGUUUGCUAGCCUCUUUAAAUCCCUUAAGUCACAUGAAAAACUAUUCAAGAAAUAACAAAACGGGUGUCAAAAUGCUGACAUCGGAAAAGUACAUAGUUUUGGUCUCUUCCUGUUGGAAAAUUGCCACACUUCACUCUGUAGGUUUUCAGAGCAGACUCGUUUAAAUUAGUAAGACUUAAAAUAGUCCAAUAGUCCAAUAGUCCAAAUAGUCCAAUAUUAGACUUAAAAUAGUCCAAUAUUAGAUACUUUUACAAGAGACUCCUAGAAGGGGAAAAAAAAAGGAUACUCAGGGUGCUGUCCAAAAGUCAGAACUGGCCGGCCGGAACGGUAAUUUUGAAAAUAAUUUUUUCCAAGAGUUUUCGCUGAAACCAUCACUUUCGUUGAAGUCGUUAAGAAAAAAAGUUCUUCUCGUGACUCUGGCCGGCCUGAUAGUAAUGAUGGAAAGUUGAAUUCAGCUGAUCUGGCCGGCCGGUUCUAACAAAUAGUAAGCGCCCAUCAGCUUUUAAUUGAUGCCCAACUUUAAGUAGAUUAACCCACAAUUUUUAUGCCUUUCUCUUUCAUUCCCAAUCCGCUGAAACUAGACGAAUGACUAGGAGCACGAUAAUAACUCAUGAGCUUACUACAUUAACAGGUCAGAAUGUUUCAAGUGCGAUCUAAUUAACAUCCUAUCAACGUGCGGCAGGUCAGUUCUUCUUCCGUUGUCUUCUCUGCUUUAGUCGUUAUCAAAAUAACUGUUUUAAUAAUUUGACUUUUAUGAUAGUCACAGUUUAUCGUUGUAGAUUACAAAUGGAAAGAAAUUCAAACCAUUGUCACGAGCCAUGUCAAUUUGCCUUUCAUUUUCGCGACCUUCGACUGCUACGUCAAAUUUGGUAAGAAAUGGGAUUGAGAGGCUUUGCUAUUAAACAUUAUAUAGUUAUGCAAGAGUGCGUUCAUCAAGUAGGAAUUUUUAAAUCCCACUAUAUUUAAGGAUAUCUGUCCCUUCACACAGACUUUCAAUCAAGCUUAUUUUUUUUAGGAAAACUUUAAAAAAUAUAUGCAUACAUUAAUUACAUAAAAGUAGAAAAUGGACAGAUAUCAUGGCGCGACAAAAUUCCCGUCCGAAGGGAGAUCAAGCAAAGGCGUCUUUGAGCGACGCACGUCAACCGGAAGUGAGAUCUUUUUCAUUUUGAAUAAACUAACAGUACCAAAUUUGUAUUUCUUAGCCUCUUUCUCAUUAUAGAGACGAUUUGUCCAAAAAGUUGGGCAAAAAUUUAGCUUCAGACUUCCGGUUGACCUGCGUCACUUAAAAACGUCUUUAGAGGUUUGAGAUCCAACGACGCGAACGGCAAAAAGAACGUCAAAAAAACAACAAUAACUUUGCACGUGCAGCACACUUCUUUGAACAUUUCAUCGCUAUUUCUGCACGACUACUGUACAAAAUGAAAAUGCCUCGUUUUAUGGAGAACGUAAACAAGCAACGGUGAAAUUUUAUUUCUGUCUCUGAACUUAAAUAUUGUUCCUUGGGAUUCAACUAAAUGAGGGUUCGCAUACAUUUGACAAAGUAAGUGGGUGGAAAUAAUCGCGAUAAAGAGAAAUAACGCAAAUGCACUUUUUAAGAGACGUUCUCGUUGCCGUGUCGUCGUUGGAUCUUAAAGUCCCCUUUGCUUAAGUUCACUGCAGUAGCCAAGGGACGCAUCGGGCCAACCCAUUCUAACAGACGACUGAGUUACCUCACGGGCAGCAACAUUCGCUAAGACAAAGUAAAUGGUAGUGAAAAGGGGAGUUGGUGGGCCUGCAUGAUUGCUCCAGGGUAGUAAACUUCAGCAAAAAUUGUCCCGGUGGGCAAGAGAUUUUAUACAAGAAUUCCGCGUUGUGGGGAUGGAUAGUUUGUUCUAGUUUUAGUUUUAGUUUUAAAUUAGUUCUCCUUUGUCUUCUUUCCUUUAUUUAGAAAAUUGAGUGCGUAAAGUGGACAAAAAUUAACGUAAAUAGGUAGUAAUGCGGUGUAUAAAUAGGAACACAUAUGCUUUUGAUGUAAAGCAAUAAACGUAGCUGUUUAUAAUUUUUUUUUUUCAUUGAAAUUAUUGAGAGCGAUUUAACAUUUGUGUUUACGGCGGUUACUGCGAGAACGAUAUCCACGAACGUAUUCAGUCUAGAACUGUUUCAAAAACCGUUCUCGUUUGGACCAAGCCGUAGAUGCAGGAAGCGAGCGCGCUGACAUGUUGCGCGUGCACUAAAUUCACCAAUCAGCGAGGAGCAGUGACCCUAACUAGCAACAUUAUGACAUCAGUUUUUUAAAACGUUCUUUGUAUGUUAAGCGCGGUUGUGGCUCUAACGGAAUCUGCAAGGCAUAAAGUUUUAACUAUGUUAGGUGGCAGGUAACUCUCUUUUCAGCCGUCUCUUUGCUUUUUAUCGGUGCUGGGGCCCGUUUCUCGAAAGUCCCGAUAAUUAACGGGCCCGGUAAGCCGUGUCCGUUUAUAUUAAAGAUCGAGGUUUCAAAAGUUUUGCAUCUAGCAUGAUAGAACCAUCAGUUAGUGAAACAAAAUGGAGUAGUUUGCUUGCCAGGACCCGCGCUCUUAUUCUUUAUAUUUCGAUUUGAAUAUUUGAUUUCGGGCCCGAAAAGUUACCGGGACUUUCGAGAAACGGGCCCCUGGAUCCUUGCCCAUAGGCCGACUGACUGAGGUAAGAAAGAGACUUGAGCGUCCAUUCAAAGCCAUCUAAAUAAUACAGAGCAAAUGAUAUGACGCCAUGCUUUGCUUUUUAAAACAGACAAGUCCGAUACGGAACAUUGGCAAACGGAAAGUUCGUGAUUCGAGUGAGUUCGUUAUAUAAAAAAGGUAACUUCUUUUGUUUCUGUUGCCGAUUUUCCUUCCUGAACCAAUCUUUUAAGAAGCACCAAGAGCUGAAAAUUUUGAAACUUACGGUUGAAAAUGCGUCAGAGAUUCGUUAUAUUAUCCUUUUUUCGGUGGGGGAGUUGCACAACUUUUUAGUAAAAACCAUGCGAGAAAACUUUUAUUUUACUAUUUACAAACCACUCAAAAGUGAUCUCCUGUAAGAACAAUGAUUGAUUGAUUUACACACGUUCGUUAAAAUAGUUUAAUUCACUUUUGCCCCUAGAUUCAGCCGUUAAUAUUCCUGUUUCUCCAGCUACGAAGGAAAUCACAUUGAGAAAUGAUCAAACACAACUAGUGGUAACAUCCAAACUUACUGUAUCAGAGACAACAGAGCCGCCAACUCGAGAAAUGGUCUCAAAAAUCCAAGCGCCAAGGUGAUUCGGGCGUCUCUGCUGAAGACUCUUUAAAAGAUUUUCAACGCAAACUUUACGGCGAUGCCACACCUACUAAAAUUGCCGCUUCAAAUGUAAAACCUGUUUUGAAGAAUCCUGGAGACUUGAACACGGACAAAAACAUAAUUCCCGAAAGAAGCCUGCUUGAAAAUGCAGCUGAUUCCGAGUAUGAAUCUAAGAAUCAAAAUGAAAAGGCGAAGAAGACCACAGAGUACUCAGCAAACAAGGCUUCGGAGGUUCAACAUAAUAUUCCAUUGACCAGUGAGUUCACGUUAAAUACAAUGCCUUCACAAGAUAAGCGCUGAAUAAUUAUUCUCUCAGUGUCGUUAGCUUAAGUAUUAAGGACCUUAGACGAAACUACGACAGUAGGGACCUUAAGAUCCAGGACGGGAGAGAGGACGACGGCGCGCCAAAGGACGGUAAGGACUGGGCCUAGGUCCCCGUCUCACGCGAUGGAUAAAUGGUCGGCAUUAUAUUCUACCCACCAAAACCACAUCGAUCGAGAGGGACUGAGAUUGAAUUUUGAAUAACUUAAAAGUCGUAACCGAAGAAUCUCGGAAAAUGUACGGAUGAUAUGCACGAACAACCGAACAUCCGAAUACUAGAUCGGAGGUUCUAACCACUAAACCACCAGGGCUCUAGCGUUAGUGAAGUCGGAAUUCUACUAUACCAGCGGAGUGUACUACACUUCUGUACUGGGAGCUGAAAGAAAGAGAAAGGCUCGAGAAAGGCUGCGUCCAUUUCACAGUUGUGGGGGUGCACAAAAUAUAUCAGGGGGGUACAGUUUCAUGCAUAAUGACUGAGAUGUUAGUAAGAUGUUGGAAAUGAGCAAAGCAGCGAGAACGAAUCGCCAAGCUCGCUGGUAAGUGCUCGUUCUUUCUCACGCGGAGAAAAAUCAAGAACAACCUCUGGAAACAGGGUAGCUAGGUGUAAAUUACAGCGAGCUUUAUAUUCCCUCUCCCCUCUCCCCCCACUCUGCAAGAAGAGGAUUCUUUCCGGCAUGGAUUUUAUCGACUAUAUUGACUUUCAAAAUUAUUUAUGAUUGACUUCCAAAAUUCUAAAUUUGUAAGACUUAUUAAUGUACAUUCACAAUGGCGAUUUUCGCUGCCCCCAAUCAUAAUUACAAUCACAAGCAACGAACCUUGAAACACAGAAACACACAAAACGGAUCGAAAUCCACCAAUCACAAAUCACAAACCUUGACCUUUUGAACCCGUUAAAGGAAAGUUUUGUUUCCUAAGAGGUCCGUUAAGAUAAUUGACGGCAGCGAAAAACGCAAUCGUCAGUUGGCUUUUGAACUUCAGAAUUCGCAUGUUUGUGAAAAGCGCAGUAAUAGAUGAAUCUUAGAUACACACCAGUGUUCCCAAAAUCUUUGUCCACUUUGAAGCAGGAAAACUUGAUCGUCGAUCUCGUUUCAAACUCUGCGAUGAGUUUAUAAGCCUCUUGGACGGAAGAAACAUAUCCAGAAUUCUCAGCAAUUUCCUAUCGAAUGCGGGUUCGUAAAUUAAAAUUCCCGCCAUGAUGUUCCUGUUUAUUUCCCGGGAAUGAUGGGAUUAGGAAGGUCGCGAGUUCGAUUCUCGCCCGGGACACGAAAAUUUUCGUUGCCCCGGGCGAGCAUGGUUUCUCCUAAGUUCUUCCAAGUGAAAAUGUUCACUGGAAGUGUAAGUGUGCUGCUCACAAGUGCACAUUAAAAAAUAAUAAUAAUAAUGAUAAUAAAAAUAUUUAUAAUAAUAAUAAUAAUAAUAAUAAUAAUAAUAAUAAAAGUAAAAAAACAAAAUAUUUUGUAUGUGUAAACAAUAACAACUCAUAUAAAAACCAUGAUUAAAUUUUUCAUUGUGUCAAUGGUUAUUAUGCUUUAUCAGUAUGGUCUUAAAAAGUCCGUCAGUACUUUGCAUAAGCGUAACUAUGUGCCUAAAAAAAUUAAAACCCUUGCCUCUUUGGAGAUUUAAGAAUGGUUAUAGGUAAGGGCUCAUAUGUGCGGUAUGGACAGGUCGAGUGGUUUUGGUGGAUGUAGACUUCAACAUCCACCAAAACCACUAACAGUGUUCGGGGCUAGAUGUGUAUCACGUAGCCCCAUGAAAUAUCUGAAACAUGUUUUAAAACGUCAUGUACAAUAUUUGCCAAAAUACAGUUAUACUCGUUAUAUUCAUCCUUUGUUGGUAUAAUAAAUAAUAAUAAAGCUCAAAGCAAAAGAGUGUAAAAUGGGGUUGACAGGCCUACACGACUCCCCAGCGCGUGUUUAAAAUAGCCUUUCUAUAGUUUGGCUCUCACGAGUAUGUCUUUGAGCGACCGCCCUCUUUUAUAAGAUACGAGGGGCGGUUUUUUGUAGAUUUCGCUCAGUAAUGGUUGUUGUUCUAUUAAAUGCCAGUUUUUCAUGAGAAUUUGCUUUAGGUUUGGCACUGAUGGUUGGUAUUGUGUGACAAAAGGCAAGAUUCGUUGGUUUGUCUUUGGUUUCUGUUGAAGGGCUAGUUUCCUGUCUUUGAAGUUCACCUCUGAGAGGGUUGUGUUAAUAAGAUCCUCUGGGUAACCCCUCUGUAGCAGAUGCGCUUUGAAAUUUGUAAUUUUCUCUUCGAAUAUUAGUUCGGAAGAGUUUGUUCUGAGGAGUCGGAGGGCUUCCCCUUUAAUGAAGCCUUUUAUAACUCCUUGCGGGUGACAGGAAGCAAAAUGGGUAUACUGAAAUGUCUCAGUUGGUUUGAAAUGAGUACGCACAUCAAGGAUUGCGUCUCUUUCGAAUCUUUCCCCUUUGUAGAUGUAGGUGUCCAGGAAUGUUGUUUCCUUAUCGGAAAUUUCAGCCGUAAAUUUGAUCGUAGGGUGAUGAUUGUUUGCUUGUUCAAUGAAAUGUUUUAUUCUGGCUCUAUUUGUAGUCCAGAGCGAAAAGAUGUCGUCUAUGUAACGUUUCCAAACGAGCGGUUUGAAAAGGCUUCGGCUAAGGAUUUCCGUCUCUACCUUGUUCAUGAAUAUAUUAGAAAAGGUGACUGCCAUUUUCGUGCCCAUGGCCGUACCAUGUGUUUGAAGGUAGUUUUUUCCAUUAAACUGGAAAGAGUUUUCUUGGAGAAUUAGCCUGAGCGCUCGUUUUAGUAGUUGUGUAGGGAUAGGAGGUUCGUUUCUAUACUACCGACUUCGUCAAUUUCAUAGAAAAUACGAAAGUCCCAGUGGACGUCAUACUUGUUUCAAUGGACGUUACGAGCUUGUAUACAAAUAUACCGCAAGAGGAGGGAAUAGACACGGUAUGCAGAGCAUACGAAAUAUUCUAUAGAAACGAACCUCCUAUCCCUACACAACUACUAAAACGAGCGCUCAGGCUAAUUCUCCAAGAAAACUCUUUCCAGUUUAAUGGAAAAAACUACCUUCAAACACAUGGUACGGCCAUGGGCACGAAAAUGGCGGUCGCCUUUUCUAAUAUAUUCAUGAACAAGGUAGAGACGGAAAUCCUUAGCCGAAGCCUUUUCAAACCGCUCGUUUGGAAACGUUACAUAGACGACAUCUUCUCGCUCUGGACUACAAACAGAGCCAGAAUAGAACAUUUCAUUGAACAAGCAAACAAUCAUCACCCUACGAUCAAAUUUACGGCUGAAAUUUCCGAUAAGGAAACAACAUUCCUGGACACCUACAUCUACAAAGGGGAAAGAUUCGAAAAGAGACGCAAUCCUUGAUGUGCGUACUCAUUUCAAACCAACUGAGACAUUUCAGUAUACCCAUUUUGCUUCCUGUCACCCGCAAGGAGUUAAAAAAGGCUUCAUCAAAGGGGAAGCCCUCCGACUCCUCAGAACAAACUCUUCCGAACUAAUAUUCGAAGAGAAAAUUACAAAUUUCAAAGCGCAUCUGCUACAGAGGGGUUACCCAGAGGAUCUUAUUAACACAACCCUCUCAGAGGUGAACUUCAAAGACAGGAAACUAGCCCUUCAACAGAAACCAAAGACAAACCAACGAAUCUUGCCUUUUGUCACACAAUACCAACCAUCAGUGCCAAACCUAAAGCAAAUUCUCAUGAAAAACUGGCAUUUAAUAGAACAACAACCAUUACUGAGCGAAAUCUACAAAAAACCGCCCCUCGUAUCUUAUAAAAGAGGGCGGUCGCUCAAAGACAUACUCGUGAGAGCCAAACUAUAGAAAGGCUAUUUUAAACACGCGCUGGGGAGUCGUGUAGGCCUGUCAACCCCAUUUUACACGGAGGAGCUCAAUCUAGAAAAGAAUUUUCUUGGCACUGUUGUCCUCAAUUUGAUCUAGAAAUAUGGAGGGGCGGGGACCUCCCUAGAUCUACUGCUGGCCUCUUCCAGCCUGCCCAUGUUCACCUGCUAUCUUUUUACAUUUACUAGAAACUCUAGUAUCAAUUCAAAUUAUUUAUCCUAAAUAUUAGGAUUUUUGCAAAAUUAUUUAUAGUUGCUUUUUUGCACUUGUAUUUUGUUUUGUUUUUUUUUUCAAAUCCUAUGAGCCUCAUUUUCACCAAAACUCUCUGCCUUCCAUACCCUAUUCCACACUGAACUUUCUGACAACAGUCCUCAGCCAAGUGGUACCAUCAUGGUGUUGAAAAGUGUGGAAAUGGAUCCUGUUGAUCCUGGGAUGAAUUAUUUUUCUUUUCCUUCCCCCUUCCUCCACUCAAGGGGGGAGGGGGGGGGGGAAGAUGUUUUCCUUCCCCUCCCUGUAACCUUUUAACUAUUUCCUUGAUUGCCUUCUGAGCUCCUGAUGAGACAAGACCUUCAGCAUUAAGCUGGUUAUGGGCUAUUUUUUGUUUUUCACUCAGUAUGGUGAGCUUAUCAUAAAUUUAAAAUGGAAUAAAAAUGAUCAUGCAGUUAUAUCCAUGUUGCAGCUGUAACAGGAGGAGGAGUUGGCGAUCCGUUGUUGCAGUCAAAUGCUUGUGAGGAACAGAGAAACCAGUUGGAGAAAGAAAGGAAGAAAUGAAGAAAAUUGGAGAAGGCUUCAAGAGAAAUAGGAAAUAAAAUGAAAAAAAAAAAGAAAGAAAGAAAAAAGAAAACAGGAAAAAAAAAAAAUUUUCAUUGAGGCCAAGCAGUUGGCUGCUCAGUUGCAUGUCUGGGUAGCUUGACCAUUUGGUUAAUAAAAUUCUCAAAACCACAAACAAACCACUCUAAGACUUUGAUAAAAUGUGUAAAAAAAAUUGUUUAUUACUUUAUAAAAAUAAAGUUGUUUGUUUACAAUUCUACACCCAUUUUUUCAUUUCUUCCUUUUCUCGUAAUUCUUUCCUCUGUUUUACUUUCCUCUUACUCUUUCUCCACUUCCACAAUGUGCUUUUAUGUACCCUCUAUACCUGGGGUGGAAAGUCACCUGAAAAUUUGAAAUUAGCCAUGCAUUAAAUAAAGCUUCCAUUAUAAUCAUUCUUUCAGGAAAUAAAGUUGCUACUUUGGCGGUAAUUCUAAAAAGCACUGUGUUCCACGAUACAGUGCCUUGAUUCAGCAAAGAAGCCUUGGCCCUUCUGUUUUAAAAGUUAAAGAUUUUCUUUUGGUAGCAGAGAAAGGCCCCCAGUUCAGUGCAUUACAAAUAAUUAUCACCUACAAACUUAUCUAUCAUCUAAAUUAAAAAGGAACAACCAAAUCAUUUCCUUGUGGUACCUGCCUUAUAACAAAAUGAAUAACUAAAAUACUGAUAAAUAAAUAAUAAUUAUUGAAGUAGGGUAUAUCCAGGCCGUUUUAGCUUAACAAAACAAAAACACAAGGUAAGUCAUUCUCAUUUCUAUUUUUGUCAAAAAAUGGAAUUUAGGAUGUAUUUUGUUUAUUGUCAUACAUUCUCUUAUAAAUUCAAAGUCCAACAAACUCCUUCAGAGUUUGGGCUACCUGUGGAUGGGGCAACAUUUCAUGACAGGAUGGACAAUAAAGGGGCUGCAUUUUCAACACCUUCAAUGUGACUGGAAAUUACAAAGGUUCACACAGCAGAUUCAGGAAUACAAAAUGACUAACUUGGAAUCACAUAGUUUACAUUUGCCAAAAGUAGCUAACAUUGGGCCUUUUGGUCAUAGAAAAGACUGUAAAAGGAUUUGGGUUCUGGUUAGCUAAUUGUGCCAGAUACCCAGCGUACCAAAAGGUUGACCCGAGUAUCCCACAGGUUGAGAGGGUCACUUUGGUUUUUAUAAUCUCAUGAAGUACCCAUUCUUCUCACACUAAACUAAACAGCAACUUACCACUUAAAAGUGAAAAAAAAUCAACCAUGAUAUAUAAGAAAACAGAAAUAGUUUAUGUUGAGCCAUAAAUUCAACAACUGUCUGCUAUCCCUGGGGAGGCGGGGGACUCCCUUAUAUGGCCUCCAUGGGGAUGUGCCGCUGGACAGGGUAUGGUUUUCGUCCUCUCUGUCCUGAACAGGGUAUAUAGUUUGGCACAAGUCUGUCCUAAACAGGGUAUCCAAUUUCCCGCAAGUCUGUCCUAAACAGUGUGCAUGAUUUGUGCGAGUCUGUUCUAAUUAUAAACAGGGUGUUUCAUGCAUGAUCGAUUUCGUCUUAGUGCAAAUGUUUGCAGAUAUUUAGUACGUCAUCACCCAAAGCAUGUGCUGGAAUAAAUAAAAAUGUUAUUGUUCUUGGCACCCUUGUCUACAUAAGAUAAGUACGAGUUGAGAGGUGUGCUUGAUAACCUUGUCCCCAUCUAAGGGAGUUGUCCUAUCUGGGUACUAAGAUGAGGGUGUUAUCCUAAACAGGGUAUGGGUUUCAAACCCUCAGCGGCUCACCUACAUCCAAAUAUUGGUCUAAUACCCCUCCCACCCCCCCUCCCCCUACACCGGGCUGCUAUAAGCAAGCUUCGAAUUACCUGAGCCAUAAUUACACAAUGGUUUUGACUGUGUUUGUACCCUCUUUGUAAACGUAACAAUCAUGUUUGUAUUGGGAAGUUCAGUAAUAAUAAUCCUGAUGGCCAAAACUUCCAUAUUUUGGCCAUUCUUAUUCUGAAGUAUCCACCUUACUCUGAGCUAUCCAAACAGAUACUUUGCUAUGAAUAAGCUUUACACGGCAGUCGCGGUAGUGGUACUGUAAUUAAACAGACAUUGUUUACUCCUUGCACUAAAUUCUUACAAAGAACGUGAAAAACAACUAACCUCUAUGUAUACUUAUCUCGAGAGUCGGAGCAAUUUGCCGAAAAAUAAUUUUAUUCAGUUCCAGUCUCCGAGCGGAUACCUGAUUUUGGAGUAUCCAUUCUAGUCACGACCGUUACUGUUAUACCCAGGAGGAAUCCAAAACUAAGGUUAUACAGUGUCCUGUAAAAGACGCUAUCGGUGGGGGUGGGGGGUGGGGGUGCUAUACAGCUAAGUCCAAGGAGCAGCUGCUCACUCUCCCCACCCAUGAAGCUUAUGACCAGGCAAUCACUUCCCCCAAGCUCUGCUAUAGUAGUGUUGUGAUUAUGAAUCACCGCAUUGAUUUGGCUGGCCUAGCCCACAGGGAAAAUUCUCUGACUUUGCACUGCUUUCUGACAUGAAACUUCUAAUCAAAGUGACAAAAUCUCCCCUCCCUACCCCCCCCCCUGGUUUUCACGCAAAACAAGUCAGCCACCCACUCACGGAUAGGUCUGGGCCUGGGCUCUCUGCUGACACCUAGCAAGACGCCAAGCCCCAUGGUUUUUUUCCGGCUACACUGGCAAUGCCCGUGUUCAAGCGAAAACUUAGCGGGCGCCCUUUUAGCAAAAUCACACAGCAAUAUAUUACAGCUAUACACCAUGGAAAGCCUCUUCUUAAGGUGGAGUGACCGUUAAAUAAUUUAUACUUGUCAAUAAAACGGUGAACUGUUUGUUUUCCCAAACAAGACACGGUCAUGGCCAGAUGACGUUCUCCUCCGAUGCUGUGUAUGAAGGUCAGUGGCUUUUUGACAAAAUGACAGGAUAUGGUACCUUAAAGCUCCCGGAUGGAACCAUUCAGGAAGGGACUUGGAAGGAAGGUUCCUUGCAGGGCUGCGCUCUUUUCACCUGGCCACAUGGUGUCACUGAGUACCGGGAGUAUGAUACAAUCCGAGGUAGGGAAACGCAAUUAAAAGGGAUAUAUUUUUUGCGUCGAACGCGAUUGUAACCGAUCCAUUGGUCAGGCUUAAAAAAGAACUGCAAACGUGGCACACUAAUUUACGUUCCUCUUCUCUUUGGCUGAUCAAUAAAUUAAGAACCCCGUAACAAUUUCCCUUGGUCUUGUCGAGGACGUGUUCGCCUAUAUAAGCUAGUAAUCCACAGUCGAAUUUGAAGUUCACGGCUCUUACAGGAUAGGUAAGAUCGUUGUCAACGGGAAAAACUUUAUUUUUGCUCGUGUGUCUUGAUCACUUUAAUCAUUAUAAAUAGGUAGAAAGAAAGAACAGACGCAUGAAGCAACUAAUUGAGGCAAGCGAUUGAAGUAACUUAAGAGUUUUCUAAUCAGUCUCCAGCUUUCGAAUUUUGUUUAAUGCAAGGAUAUCAUGACUAGAUAGGGAGGCGUUUCUUUUACAUCAUUGAUGGUCCUCAUCUAAUAACAGCCGAGUCAUUUGAUGGUAUCCAGGAAACGCAGAAGGAAGGCGGCGGCAUUCGCUAUAUAAGGGAGCUUAAGCAACGACGACGACAACAGCAGUGAAAACGUCGCUAAAAAGAUCAAUCUGCGUCCUUUCAAACUUUUUUGGACCCACUCAAUUUGUCAAAUGUAGGCGGUUUUUCCUGGAGGGACUUAAGGUUUUUCCUUAGGGACUUUAUCCGGGUUUAAUGAGAGAGGAAAAUUGACGUCGUAUGUUCACGUCCUGCAUCAACGUCGCAUUAGACGGUUUCACGUCGUAGCCGUGCAGUGGACGUUAAGGAAAUGUACUAAAAAGCGUGAUGCACGUGCAAAGCAGUUGUUUUGCUCAUAAACCCAAUUGGUUUUAUACGUUGUUGUUGUCGUCGUCGUCGUAGUUACCUAAGCUCCCCACUGAAUCCGCUGUGUUUUCAACAGGUCAGCUGUCUUCCUGUAAAAUUGAAAAAGAAGCCGCUGAAAAGCUGUCACAGACGAGCUCUCUUCGCUCUCAACUCCUCAAGUUAAGGGAACAGGUUUCCAAGCUAAAAGAAGAGAGGAGUUCGCACUUAGAACUACUGAACACGCAGAAAACAGAUCAAGCUGAGGCAAAACGUGAAAUAAUGUCCAGCCUUGCCAAGUUAAAAGCAAAUUUUACCACGCAACGAAAUAAGGACUAUCAGCAACAACGAGAUGAAUAUGAGCAAAAGCUGAAAAAAGCAACUGAAUCUGAAUCAAAGAGCGCUGAAAGGAUACGGGAGUUAGAAAAGCUAUUAGAGGAAUCGUCAAAUGCACAGCUGUGUCAGAUUUGUUUUGAACACCCACGUGACUGUAUCAUUAUGCCUUGUACUCAUUUGCUUUACUGCAGAGCUUGUGUGGCUGAGCAUAAAAGGAGCGGGGCUAACCGCUGUCCUACCUGCCGUGGACCUAUUUCUGGCGAAAUCUUAUGUAAUGUAAAUCAUUCAUCUUGA